Messenger RNA from Mycosarcoma maydis (corn smut), 1605 nucleotides. RefSeq lists its product as uncharacterized. Gene Ontology annotation, molecular function: alpha-1,6-mannosyltransferase activity. Gene Ontology annotation, cellular component: mannan polymerase complex. Gene Ontology annotation, biological process: protein N-linked glycosylation. The record is from RefSeq and is a predicted model, not a curated record. The transcript has a single exon. NCBI's taxonomy places the organism in Eukaryota, Fungi, Basidiomycota, Ustilaginomycetes, Ustilaginales. The coding region runs from base 1 to 1605 and encodes 534 amino acids.
AUGCUCCCAUUUCUCGCCUCCUACAAGGGCAAGCGUUGCGACAGCCCCGCACCCUUCACCUCUCUCACCGACUUCAGACUACGACCCUUCAAGUUCGGCAGCACCAGUAACACUCCCAAUAGCGAAUGCGCGUAUUCUGCGCUCAGCUCAUCUACAGAGACCGCCGUUGUUGAUACACCUGCGCACUCGCCAGGUCGCGAUUCGGUGUCUUCCCUCGGCCGCUAUGAUGAGACAGGGUCGCCACCUGACUACUAUAAGAAGCCGUCGUACUACUCUGCCUUGUUUGACAAAACGCAUCGUCGCGUAAGGGGCGCUUCGCGCAGAUGCAAGAUCAAAAUACUCGCGCUUGCGGUGUUGCCAUGCCUCUACAUCUUCUGCUAUAUCACCUUCCGCCCACCUAGCUACAUCGUACUGCCGCCAGAAAAGUAUGUUGAAGUGCUGUUAGCAACUCUGACGCAGCACAUUCCAAGCCAGGCGUCACGUCAGGCGCUCAGCGACCACCUGAGAAGAAUCGAGCACCCAGACUCGAGCAGCAGCACAUCACUAGCUACGCAAACAAACAGCACACAACAGGCUUCGGCUUCAUACUCAAACCCAGAGUCCAUCGUACCCGCCACCAUUUGGUCCUCGGACGGUAAACCGGCUCCCAGCACAUGGUUUCACAAAUGGUCCCAGAUGGGCUUUGAACCCAGAUUCUUCGACGAUGCCGGCGCAGAGUCAUACGUCCAAACGCACUUUGGUAACACCUCGAUCCAGCAAAUGUGGGACUCGAUGCCGCGCUUCAUUCUCAAAGCGGAUCUCUUGCGCUACCUCCUCUUGCUGCAAGACGGUGGCACAUGGAGCGAUAUGGACACUGUCCCACUCAUGCACCGCACUAAUUGGACCAAGGAUACCGUUCCAUUGUCAUCCAUCCUCCCCGACGACGCACUCUUUGGUCGGGCUAAACUCGAGCCGGCAGAACGAGCUCAGGGAGAUGCAGCUUCUUCCGCGCGCGCUGAACCGGUAAGAGCGGUGAUUGGAAUCGAAAACGAUCCCAACGAGAACCACGAUCCACGCAAUUUCUUCGAGAGAUGGCGCUUGCUUCCUUUACGUCGGCACCGACCCCUGCAGUUUGUGCAGUGGACCCUGCAUUUUGCGCCCAACCAUCCGAUCAUUCUGGACGUGCUGCGACGAAUUCUGCAAGCUAGCCAAGUAUACCGAGCCUACCAAAUCGAGCAGCAGCGUGACGCACACAGCGAUGGUUGGGGUUGGAGUGAGAAAGGCACCAACAGCAAGAAGACGCAGGCUAAAGACGCGGAAGAGUACAUCACGCAUCCGUGGGACGGAACGUCGAUGGAAUGGAAGUGGCAAGCGGGUCAUUGGAGAUGGGGUUGGGACAUUUUGUCGGUCGAGGAGUGGACCGGUCCAGCCGUGUAUACGGAUGCCGUGGUGAGUUACCUCUAUGCAACUGCAGGAGUGCGACCGGAGGAUCUGUCCAUGCUGAAACAGCCAGUCCAGAUUAGAGACGUCGUCAUCGUGCCCAGUCUCGGAUUCAAUCCGACAGGCGCCAGACCGGAAGGCGUCAGUAGGCUUGUCCAUUUGUUCAGGGGUUCUUGGAAGCAGUGA